This is a messenger RNA of Rotaria sordida, 1011 nucleotides long. The record is from the annotation of a GenBank genome assembly. NCBI's taxonomy places the organism in Eukaryota, Metazoa, Rotifera, Eurotatoria, Philodinida, Philodinidae.
AUGAAUGUGUUUAAUCGAAUAUUACUUAUUUAUUCUGUAAUACAGAUUUUGAAAUCUGAUCCAAUAAAUCGUAAUAUAAUAAUUGAUGGUAAUUUUGAUGACUGGUUAGAUGUUCGAUCAUAUACUGAUCCAGUGGAUAAUAUAAAUGGUACAGUUUAUCAAGAAAGUCCAUGGUUUCCUUCAUUAAAAAUUCCAGAUUGUCAUGAUACAGAUUCUAAGAAACAAACUGAUAUACCAAAACAUAUUUAUAAUCCAAAUGUAAACAUAGUUGAAUUUAAAAUAGCUCACGAUGAUUCAUCAUUCUACAUAUAUUAUCGUGUGGUUGAUGAUGGAGUCAUUGGUAAGACUUCAGUUGGAUCGGAUCCAUUUAACCCGAGUGAUCCAUCAACACCCUCAGCUGGAAGGUUUUAUAUAAAAACAAUAAUUAAUCUUGAUAUGAAUGAUACAACAGGUAUUUGGUUAAAUGAAGAUGGUUUUUAUCCAACUGCACCAGGAUUUGAUGGAAGAUUUAGAAUUGAAUUUUACAAUGGUACAUACAAUCAAGGUUCCUAUGCUGAUCAUGGAACUAAUAAUAGUAAUGAAACAAGUUAUGUGAAAGAAGAAAAUAAACAAAAUAAGUUUCUAAUUCGUCCUGCUGCUCAAGCUUAUUCGACUGUAUAUAUUUAUUGGAGUCAGAAGCCAACUCUAGAUGAAAUCAAAAGAUGUUUAGAUGGACCAUAUGCGUUACCUACUCCAUAUGAUAAUCAUUAUGUUUGUUUUUCUAAAGAUUGUGCACCUGGGCCAUUCAAUGGUAUUGUAACUUACGCGCGGAGUAGUAAAGGCAACGAAUUGGAAAUGCGAGCUCCAUUUUUAGGAUUUUUAUUAAACAAAGAUACAGGCUUGUCAACUUUACAAUUGGGAAUGACAGUAAAUAUAUCGUUAUCGUUAGAGACAACUCCAGAAUAUUCAACACCACAAGAAUGGGUCUCGGAUACAACAGCAACAAUUCAAUAUACAUUAUCAGAAAGAUAG